AGCAGCGUCGUCAGCGAAGGACGACGCGCGUCCUCAGACCACUGCUCUUAAGUCUCUUCCUUCCUCAACCAUCACCACCACUUCAUCUCUUUCACGAACGACAACGACAACACUAUGCCUGACCUCUCACUCGACCCUUCAGGUGCUGCCCCCGGUCCAGGACCAAAUGACAUCUCUACUGCUAUCUUGAGACCCAAGAAAUCGCCAAAUCGUCUCAUUGUAGACGAGGCGACAGCAGAUGACAACUCUGGUAUUCGCUACUCUUAACCCCGCAACAAUGGACACCCUUGGUCUGUUCCGAGGUGACACUAUCAUCGUCAGGGGAAAGAAGCGGAGAGAUACUGUCCUCAUCUGCCUAAGCGACGAUAAUGUCGAGGAGGGCAAGAUCCAGAUGAACAAGGUCGCUCGAAACAACUUACGAGUGAAACUCGGUGAUCUCGUCAAUGUCCACCAAUGUCUCGAUAUCAAGUACGGAAAGCGCGUACACAUCCUGCCCUUUGAUGACUCGAUUGAGGGCCUCAGCGGUAACAUCUUCGAUGUCUACCUCAAGCCAUACUUCCUCGAAGCCUACCGUCCCGUCCGAAAAGGCGACACCUUCCUCGUUCGUGGUGGUAUGCGAACAGUGGAGUUCAAGGUCAUCGAAACCGAUCCAGCUGAGUUCUGUAUCGUUGCGCAAGACACUGUCAUCCACACAGAGGGUGACCCGGUCAAGCGCGAAGACGAGGAGGCCAACCUCAACGAUGUCGGUUACGAUGACAUUGGUGGUUGUCGCAAGCAGAUGGCCCAGAUUCGUGAACUUGUCGAAUUGCCCCUUCGUCACCCCCAACUUUUCAAGUCCAUUGGUAUCAAGCCUCCCCGUGGUAUUCUCAUGUACGGUCCCCCCGGUACUGGUAAGACGCUGAUGGCGCGCGCGGUCGCAAACGAGACUGGCGCGUUCUUCUUCUUGAUUAAUGGUCCUGAGAUCAUGAGUAAGAUGGCCGGAGAGUCUGAGAGUAAUCUCCGGAAGGCGUUCGAGGAGGCUGAGAAAAACUCCCCUGCUAUCAUCUUCAUUGAUGAACUCGACUCUAUCGCGCCUAAGCGUGAAAAGACCAAUGGUGAAGUUGAGCGUCGCGUUGUGUCUCAGCUCCUCACCCUCAUGGAUGGAUUGAAGGCUCGUUCGAACGUAGUCGUUAUGGCCGCUACCAACCGACCUAACUCUAUCGACCCUGCCCUUCGUCGAUUCGGUCGAUUCGAUCGUGAGGUCGACAUCGGUAUUCCUGAUCCUACCGGCCGUCUCGAGAUUCUCCGCAUCCACACGAAGAACAUGAAGCUUGCGGAUGACGUCGAUCUUGAGCAAAUUGCUGCCGACACUCAUGGAUACGUUGGUUCCGAUGUGGCUGCUCUUUGCUCAGAAGCUGCCAUGCAACAAAUCCGUGAGAAGAUGGACCUCAUUGAUCUCGAGGAGGAUACCAUCGAUGCCGAAGUCCUCGAUUCGCUCGGUGUUACGAUGGACAACUUCCGCUUCGCGCUCGGUACUUCCAACCCCUCUGCCCUUCGCGAGACUGUGGUGGAGGUGCCUACCGUCAAAUGGGAAGACAUUGGUGGUCUGGACAAGGUCAAACAGGAGUUGCAGGAAACUGUUCAAUACCCGGUCGAGCAUCCCGACAAGUUCAUCAAGUACGGUAUGUCGCCGUCGAAGGGUGUUUUGUUCUAUGGUCCUCCUGGUACUGGUAAGACCUUGCUCGCAAAGGCUAUUGCCAAUGAGACCCAGGCAAACUUUAUCUCAAUCAAGGGUCCUGAACUGCUCACUAUGUGGUUCGGUGAGUCUGAAGCAAACGUCCGUGAUGUCUUCGACAAAGCUCGUGCGGCUGCACCUUGCGUGAUGUUCUUCGACGAGUUGGAUUCCAUCGCCAAGUCCCGUGGCGGUUCAGCCGGGGAUGCUGGAGGUGCAGGUGAUCGUGUCCUGAACCAGAUCCUCACUGAGAUGGACGGUAUGAAUGCAAAGAAGAACGUCUUCAUCAUUGGUGCGACUAACCGACCGGAUCAAAUCGACCCUGCUCUUCUUCGUCCUGGUCGUCUCGACCAGCUCAUCUACAUUCCUCUUCCCGACGAGCCUUCACGUCUUUCGAUUCUCAGAGCUGCACUCAGGAAGUCUCCUAUAGCAAAGGAUGUGGAUCUUACCUUCUUGGCGAAGAAUACCCACGGGUUCUCUGGUGCCGAUCUUACUGAGAUUUGCCAACGUGCUGCCAAGUUGGCUAUUCGAGAGAGUAUUGAGGCUGAUAUUCGCAAAGCGAGAGAGAUAAAGGAGAAGGAGGAAGCUGCUGUUGAUGAGGCUAAGAUGGAGGAGGACGUAGAGGAGGAGGACCCCGUUCCGGUCAUUACGAGGGAACACUUCGAGGAGGCCAUGAAGUAUGCUCGUCGCUCGGUGUCUGAUGGAGAUAUCAGGCGGUACGAGAUGUUCGCUCAGAACCUUCAACAGUCGAGGUCGUUUGGUACGACAUUCAAAUUCCCCGAAAGCACUGGUGUACCUGUUGCGGCUGGUGUAGCCCCGACGAGCAACGCUGGCUUUGGCGAGGAUGUGCAAGAUGAUGACUUGUACGCGUAAAGGAAAAGGACUCGGGGUGUUGUUGGUUGUGAUAGCUGUCGACUGUUCUGUGUUCUCUGCAUUCCAUUUUUCGUUUAGAAAUGUUUCGGCAUAUUAGUUGUGUAGUGUAAACAUUCCUGAAUUCCAUGAUCUUCUGACUGAAGGCCAAGGAUGAGACUAAGACUCUUAAGUGUGUCUAUUC
This is a messenger RNA of Somion occarium, 2765 nucleotides long. The record is from the annotation of a GenBank genome assembly. NCBI's taxonomy places the organism in Eukaryota, Fungi, Basidiomycota, Agaricomycetes, Polyporales, Cerrenaceae.